CUUCGUCUACUCACUCUACUGUAGUGUUUACCGCCGUUUUAUAGCCAUUUUUAAUAUUGAAAAUUUUACACCGGAUUUGGAAAAUCUGACACAGACCAAGUUUGCUUUGUAAUUAGUGUCGUAAAUUUUGAAUUCGGAGGAAGCUGUACCGUCAUUCGUCCAGUCCCGUGUGAUGAGUCUUUGAAGUUGCGCAUCUGUGGGCCCCAAUCAUCCAUCAUGGAGGAGAGCCAACUUGCAGAUCCCAGCGCGACGAUGAGUGUUUUACGCACUCUGAAAUUGGCUCUUGCCACACGGGAACAGGAAUUAUUUAUCGCUAAGGCUAAGGCGGAUCGCUUCGCGAUAGAGAACCAACAGCUUUCGGUGGCCAACUCCGAUCUGCAGAACCACUUUGUCGAUUUGGAGCACAGGAUCGUAGAAAACACAUCCACGCACUUCCGGAAUUCGAAAAAUCUGGAGGAGAAUUUGGUCAAUCUGCAGGAAGAAUUGUGGACCGAAAGGGAAAAGAAUGGCAUCCUUGUCAAGCAGUUGGACAGCCAAAAAGUUCGAGCGGAAAAUUCUUAUCGUGAAGUAUCAAAGGGUAAACUGACAAACGAAAAAUUAUUGCAUCAUUUGGCAGAUCAGCAUAACUUACGCGAAUCGGUGCUCAGUGGUUUUCAAGAGAAUGUUCAGCAGUUGACGCGAUACUGUGGACAACUGGAAAACGAGGCGCUGGACAAUGAGCAGACUCGACAAACUAUAGAAAAAUUGUACGCCGACAAAAUGGAUUCACUACAGUCAACCAACGAAAAGCUCUCUGCUGAUUUGCGCCUUAAAGUUUCGAAAGUGGACGAACUCGCAAAAGAACUGGAUUUUCACAAACGUUAUUUCGAACGCCUAUCGGAAAACCCUACUGAGCAGUUCAAAUUGAUUUCGGAACUGUACGCUGCCCUGGUUGCUGCUGAAAAUAAGACGGCUGAUCUGGAGCAACGCGAUCAUGAUGUCACUGAAUAUCGUAAUCAGGCAGAAAAAAGUAUGAACGAAAGCAAUGACGAGUCAUUCCGGUUACGCAAUGCCCUGCAAGAGUCUGAGGAUGCUUUACGGAAAACGCGGAAGGAGUUAUUUGCCCUAAAGGAGAUUUCGGCAGGACAAAGUACCCCCGUAGUGGAGAUAUCGGAUUCCGUCGCAAACGCUAGAGAAAUCGAAUUGCAUCAGCUCCAAGAUACAGAUUCGGAGAAAAGUCGGUUUUUUUCCCUGCUGGCCGCAAAUUCUGAACUCUUCGACAAAUGCAUUGCCCUUGCUUCAAAUGAAAAUGUUCUCUGGGCAUUUCUUUCCGAUCAUGAUAAAGGGCAGUAUCAGCGAGAACGGAAAGAACUGAAGAGCCAGUUGAAAGCGGCAUUGGCUGAAGCGGUAUUUUUACGCACUCAAGUGGAGCGACUGCAGACCGAUCACGCCGCAAUGGAGUCUUUCAGUAAUCCGGAUCACAGUGCGACUGAUUCCAAUUUGGUCAGCGAUCUAAAGGCUAAGAACGACCAACUGAAGCAGGUGGAAGAGAAUCUUCGGGUGGCGCGGUUUGAAGUGCAAAAAUGGUCUGGGUUAUGUGACGUGAAUAAGCAGAUGCUGCAAGCGAAGAACAAGCAAUGUGAUGAGUUGGUCGAGAGGGAACGGAAGCGACUGGAUGAAGUUGUCGCUGAAAAGAAAAUCACCAAUGAUCUUCGAAUGGAAAAUAAGACUUUAACUGAACGGAUUGCUGAGAUACAGGCGGCUCAUAACCACUGCUCUGAACAACUGGCGACUGAAAGUGAAUUAAAUGGAAGAAUUGUUCAACUGAAAGCCGAAGUGGAAUCUUUGAAGUUUCGAUCUGAACAACUGCGCGCGCAACCGCAAUUUACCACCGAAGUCGCCGCAUUACGUGCAGAGCUUUCCGACAACAAACAACGUAACAGCGAACUGCGUGACAAAAAUAAAUCUUUAACUGAAAAUCGCAGCCAGUUACUAGAAAAAGUUACCGCACAACAGAAAACAAUAACAGAGUUGGAGCAGAAAUACCAAAACGAGCUUCAUUCUCACGAAACCGUUUACGAGGAUGUCGGUGAACUGCGGAAGGACGUUGAUCUCCUGAAAGCCAGUUUGUCUGAAGCAGAUAAGCGGGCAUCGUCACUGCAGGCUGCCUUGAAUGAAGCGGAACUUCUGCAUCAACGGAAAACGGAAGCUCUUCAAUCAGAGCUGCAGUAUUUGACGGAAGAGAGAAAGAAUUCGGACACUUGGCGGGAAAUCGUAUGGGAAGGAUUGCGAAAUUCCGCGGAACGAUCCGAUUCGGCUGACAUUAUUGAUACAGACAUAAUCGUGAAGCAUCUGAAAACUGAGAAUGAUUUGUUAAAAAAGCAGCUUAAUCUAGCUAAAGACGAAUAUUUGACGCUGACCCUGCGCAUCGGAAGCGCACAUACAGCGUCCUCACCCUGGCAUCAUCAAAGCGAUACUGUUUCUGGAAGAAAUGUGGAAACCAUUGCUUGGGAGCAGAAAUAUCGCGAAAAGAAAGAACGCCUCAGCAUUGCUAUCGAAAAUUCCGGAUAUUUGCGCAGACAGUUAGCUGAAACUCAGGCAAAUUCCGAACAGUUGAAUCGAAAGUUGGAAGAAUUUGAAGCGAUAAUUUCAUCGCUCCAGGAAAAUGUCCAGCAGCUGGAACGGGAAAAGAUCAGUCAAAUGGAGCAAAACAAAAAUUUGCAGCAGCAGUUGGAUGCUUCAAAUAAGCGUUUCGAUAAUGACCAGCAGCGGCAUGAAAUUGCGAAACUGAAACAGGAAAAGGCUGCUGCUGACAGGAAAUACAGACAGGACCUGGAACGAAUAAACUCAGAGAACGUUAGUCAGAAUCAGAAACGCUUGGAGGAGAUCAGAACGAUGAAUAAUGAAGUACUAAAAUCCAAAGAUACGGAAGUUCAGAAUCUCAAGGAAGCGUUGAGAAAAACGCAAGAAACUCACGGAAAACAGGUGAAAGAUUUGGAAGCGCAAUGCAACCAGAUGAAGGUCAACAUGGAACUAGAAAAGCAGGACUUGUCCAAAAGGGUUGAGAUUGCUGAAAAACAGCUAGCUGCAGCCAAUCGGACCAAAUCCCAAGCGACUGAACGUUAUAAUCAAGAGACUUCUCAGUUGAAGGACCAACUGGCACAGUCGCACAAAGAACUAACAGAAGCCCUCGAAAAGGUCCAACGGUUUGAGUCGCCUGCAACUUUGUCAACUCGUCCGCUUAUGCCGGUUAUUCGUCCAAAUCCGAGUCAGCCACCAUCAGAGACAGGGGUGUCUCAAGGAGGGUCCGGGCUGCCUCGAAAACCGGUGGCUCAGACGUCACCGAUGCCGUCAUCAUUGAAGUCCACGGCCGUUGUCAUUCCCCAUUCUCAUCCCAUAAACACAAUUCACAGGGUUAUGCCUCAGAUACGCUUACCAGAUUCCAUUCCAUUUCUGGCAGUUAAUCCACAGGCUGUGGAGAGUGGUAUCAGUCCGCAGCCUGGCCCCAGCUCCGCAUCGACUUCCAUGGUACACCUUUUGGUUUUCACCACGAGUCGGCUUCGUCCAGCCGCUUAUUGGAAGGAAGCUUGCCGAGCACUUCCAUGGGAGAAUCAAAUUACAGUUUCGGCACUGAAAAGGGCACGCGAAAGUGAGCAAGGCUCGCCAGAACAGAAACGUCGGCGUGACACCUCCCCAACAUCGUCGGAUGUCACUAGUAGCACUAAUACGGCACGAAACUCACUUGGACAAGUGGGAUCAGCGAGCUUGUUACGAGCACGAGCUAAUUCACGUUCGGCCUUAUCCUCUCCCACUCUUCAUCUGGAAUUAUCAGGAGAAAAGAGGCUCGAGAGAGUGAGUGGUGCGGUCGAAGAGCCGCUUGUCCUUGCUGUUCCAGCGCAGGAUUUGCAGGAAUCCAGUGUGGAGGAAUCAAGUUUCGUAUCUGAUUCGGAUACUUUACGAGACAGAUCAGCCGCUGGCUCCAUCCAAGUUGACCGCGCCGAUACUGAUGCUUUCACCGAUUAUGAUACGGAUGAUAGCCAAGAUGUGCAGCCGAGCUCUGACGUGCGACGUUCCGUGAGCAUACGCUUACCAGGAAGUAGUGGGCACGUGGAGCUUCCAGAUGAUGCUCCCGACCUAAUGGUCUCCCGACCGGAGAACACAGCCGCUACGUCCCGAGAAUUCGGUUGUCUAGUCGGUAGCAGUAUCGCUGAUAUUGACGAACCAGGCACGUCAUCCCUGGCUGGGCGUUCCAUGGCUCCCGAACUGCCCACUUUAAUGCGGCCAUCGGUGGUGAUCCAUACUAACCCGUUCUUGGCGCCACCACGUACCCCUGGCGCUUUUUCCUCUGCGUACGACGUGGGCGACGAAGCUUCGUACGGUGUUGUCCCGUCUACUCCCAAAAUUCUUAUUCCACACCGCGGAGACGAGAACAGCAUGAUGCCACAAGUACCUUCGCUUUUUUUCGGCCCCUCCGAAGCUAUUGAAGAUGUUACUGCUUCACAAGUUCCGCCAACCCCUUAUCAACCCGAUAUUGAGUUUUUCGGUCAGAAUUCGGAAAAUGCUUCGGAAGAUAGCGAAAGUUCUUUUCCGGCGGAUGAUGAUGUGCCCGGUCCAGUUCCUUCUACAUCCCGAGGUCGUUCAGCUGCAUUGAAUGCCCGAUUGGAAGAAGUGGAAAUCGCUGAUGAUGCUCAGCCGGCCGACAUUGAUGGGGGUUUUGCUGAAAAUUUCCCAGAGUCACCUGGGCCAAUGUCGGUUGAGCCGGCCGUUCCUUCGCCCGGGAGCAUCGAUUCUGUUGAAGCAGUGGACAUGGAUAUCAACGACCCUCCCACAUUAAGCGCCCUUCCAGUUCGACUGUCUCCGACUCGUCGCAUACUACGUCCACGGCGUUCACAGCCAUCAGGACGUAUACGUAGUGCUUCUCCAGGUUCGAUUUCUCCCGGAAUAAGCAUCGCAUCUAGCAGUGGAAUACUGGGAUCCUCUCGUCAGCGGCAACCUGUUAUCGCACCUUCGGCAGUGUCCAGUGCUCGUGGUAUCGCUGCGACUCGUGGCAGUGGCUCUGCUGUUGCAGGCGGACGUCUUUCGCUUCUCGCUACCCGUCCGACGCGAGCUGCACGUGGCCGUGGACGUGCUAGACGAGCCCGAACUGGACAUCAGUGAGAAGUUUACUUGAAAGUAUGCACUGGAUUUCUGUUGAAAUUUGGUUCGAAUUCCCCUGUUAUUGACGGAAUUGACUUGCUGUUUCAGUUGCUUAUUAAAUGUUCCGUCGUUCCUGCUUGUUUAUGCGUAAAUUGCGGUUCCACCUCAUUUCGCAGCAGCAGUUAAUUUGCCGUUGCGUACCAGUUUACGUUUUUUCGCCAUAAUGUAAUAAGGGUGUGUUUUUUAACUGUUAUCCGUGCGCACGAUUGUAUUAAAUUUCUACUCGUAGUUUACUUUCGAUGUUGAGUUCAUAUUUCAUUCAGUCAUUUUGGAUCUGU
Molecule: messenger RNA, 5453 nt
Organism: Paramacrobiotus metropolitanus
Lineage: Eukaryota; Metazoa; Tardigrada; Eutardigrada; Parachela; Macrobiotidae
Product: coiled-coil domain-containing protein 39-like
Exons: 17
Coding region: 217-5136 (1639 amino acids)
Biological process (GO): mRNA export from nucleus
Cellular component (GO): nuclear pore
Molecular function (GO): structural constituent of nuclear pore
Source: RefSeq, a predicted model, not a curated record